Messenger RNA from Staurois parvus, 3444 nucleotides. The record is from the annotation of a GenBank genome assembly. Lineage: Eukaryota; Metazoa; Chordata; Amphibia; Anura; Ranidae.
AUGCCACAUUCCUGCCCCGAGUGCGGGAAAUGUUUCAUAAGCGAGUCCCAUCUCUACAGACAUCAGAGAACUCACUCGGGGGAAAAGCCCCAUUCUUGCGCAGAUUGCGGGAAAAGCUUUUUAGAGAAGUCCCACCUUUACAGACAUCAGAGAACGCACACGGGUGAGAAGCCAUAUUCCUGCACCGAGUGCGGGAAAUGUUACGCGCGGAAAUCGCAACUAGUCAAACACAAAAUGUCUCACACCGGAGAGAAGCCGUAUUCCUGUUCCGAGUGCGGGAAAUUGUUUUUAAGCGAGUCAAACCUCAACGCUCAUCAGCAAACCCACACGGGGGAGAAGCUGUAUUCCUGCUCCGACUGCGGGAAAUGUUUUUCUGAGAAGUCCCAUCUUUACAGGCAUCAGAUAACUCACACGGGCGAGACGCCGCAUUCCUGCCCAGAGUGUGGGAAAUGUUUUUCGCAGAAGGCGCAGCUUUACAGACAUCAGAUCACUCACACCCGCAAGAGGCCGUAUUUCUGCUCCGAGUGCGGGAAAUGUUUUUCACAGAAGGCCUCUCUUAUCAAACAUCAGGGAGUCCAUACUGGGGAGAAGCCGUAUUCUUGCCCUGAGUGUGGGAAACGUUUCCUAAAUGAGUCUAAUCUUUAUACUCACCAAAAAACUCACACGGGGGAGAAGCCGUAUUGCUGCUCCGACUGCGGGAAAUGUUUUUCAGAGAAGUCCAAGCUCUAUAUACAUCAAAGGUCACACACUGGUGAAAAGCCGUAUACCUGUCCUGAGUGCGGGAAAUGUUUUGCACAGAAGGCCCAUCUUCAUGGACAUCAGAGAUGUCACACGGGCGAAAAGCCGUAUUCCUGCCCUGAGUGCGGGAAAUGUUUUUCACAGAGUUCCCAUGUUACCAAACAUCAGAAAAUCCAUACAGGGGAGAGGCCAUUUUCCUGCUCUGAGUGCGGGAAAUGUUUUAAAGAGAAGUCCCAUCUUAAUACACAUUUACGAUCUCACAAGGGGGAGAAGCCGCACUCCUGCCCUGAGUGCGGGAAAUGUUUCAAAGAGAAGUCCCAUCUCUACACUCAUCAGAAAACUCACAGGGGUGAAAAACCGUAUUCCUGUCCUGAGUGUGGGAAACGGUUUUCUGAGAAGUACCAUCUUAACAGCCAUCGGAAAAUUCACACAGGGGAGAAGUUGCAUACUUGCAGCGAGUGCGAGAAAAGCUUUCCUAUGGCGUCCCAUCUUUUAAUACAUCAGAGAAAGCACACGGGGGAAAAGCCGUAUUCCUGCCCUCAGUGCGGGAAAUGUUUUGUCAGAAAAUCCCACGUCGAUCGACACCAAAAAUCUCACACUGGGGAGAAACCGUUUUCCUGUGCUGAGUGCGGAAAAUCUUUCUCGCAGAAGUGCCACCUUACCAAACACCAGAAAGAUCACACGGGUGAGAAGCCGUUCCCCUGCCCUGAGUGCGAGCAAUGUUUUACACACAAAUCGCUCUUAGAAAGGCAUCACAGGUCCCACACGGGGGAGAAGCCGUUUUCCUGCCCCGAGUGCGGGAAAAGCUUUUCAGAUAAGGCCAAACUUGCUAGACAUCAGAGACUGCACACGGGUGAGAAACCAUAUUCCUGCCCUGAGUGCGGGAAAUGUUAUCCACAGAAAUCGGAACUUGAUAUACAUCAGAGGUCUCACACCGGGGAGAAACCGUAUUCCUGCCCUGAGUGCGGGAAAUGUUUUACACAGAAAUCUCACGUUUCCCGACAUCAGACAUCUCACACGGCAGAGAAGCCGCACGCCUGUCCCGAGUGCGGGAAAUGUUUUACCACGAGGUCGCUAGUUGUCAGACAUCAGAGAUCUCACACCGGGGAGAAGCCGUACUCCUGCUCUCAGUGCGGGAAAUCUUAUUCACAGUCUUCAAAACUUGCCAGACAUCAGAGAUCCCACACGGGGGAAAAGCCUUUUUCCUGCCCGGAGUGUGGGAAAUGUUUUGUAACGAAAUCUGAACUUGGCUCACAUCAGAGGUCUCACACGGGGGAGAAGCCGUUUUCCUGCCCCGAGUGCGGGAAAUGUUUUGCACAAAAAUCAAAACUUGUCAGACAUCAAAGGUGUCACUCGGGGGAGAAGCCGUUUUCCUGCCCUGAGUGCGGGAAAUGUUUUAAAGAGAAGGCCCAUCUCUACACUCAUCAGAAAAUUCACACGGGAGAGAAGCCGUUUUCCUGCCCUGAGUGCGGGAAACGUUUUACAGAGCUAUACCAGUUGAAAAGUCAUAAGAAAACUCACACGGGGGAGAAGCCAUAUUCCUGCUCUGAGUGCAGGAAAGGUUUCUCACAGAAGGCCCAUCUUUACAGACACCUGAGCAUGCACACGGGGGAGAAGCCAUUCCCCUGCUCUGAGUGCGGGAAAUGUUUUGUCAGCAAGUCGCACCUUGGUAGGCACCAAAGAAUUCACACCGGGGAGAAGCCAUACACCUGUCCCGAGUGCGGAAAAUGUUUUCCUAAUAAAGAAAUCCUUGUUACACACCAGAUAAUUCAUACGAGCGAGCGUCCCUAUCGCUGUUCAGAGUGCGGAAAAUGUUUUACUAAAAAGGGAGGCCUUCAUAAACACCAGAGAACUCAUACGGGUGAACGUCCCUAUUCCUGUUUAGAGUGCGGGAAAUCUCUUUCUAGUAAUGGAGCCCUUCAUCAACAUCUGAGAAUUCAUACGGGCGAGCGCCCCUUUUCCUGUUCAGAGUGCGGAAAAUGUUUUUCUAGCCAUGGAAACUUUCUUAGUCACCAGAGAAUUCACACUGGCGAGCGUCCCUUUUCCUGUUUGGAGUGCGGAAAAUGUUUUUCUGAAAAAGGAAGCCUUAACAAACACCAGAGGAUUCAUACAGGCGAGCGUCCCUAUUCCUGUUCAGAGUGCGGGAAAUCUCUUUCUACUAAAGGAGCUCUUCGUCAACAUCAGAGGAUUCAUACGGGUGAGCGCCCCUUUUCCUGUUCAGAGUGCGGGAAAUGUUUUUCCGAAAAAGCAAACUUUCUGAAACACCACAGAAUACAUACAGGUGAGCGUCCCUUUUCCUGUUCGGAGUGCGGGAAAUGUUUUUCCGAAAAAGGAAACCUUCUGAAACAUCAAAGGCUUCACACUGGUGAGCGUCCCUUUCCCUGUUUAGAGUGCGGGAAAUGUUUUUAUGAGAAACAACACCUUCUUAUACACCAGAGAAUUCACACGGGCGAGCGUCCCUUUUGCUGUUCAGAGUGUGGGAAAUGUUUCUCUGAAAAAGGACACUUUCUGAAACACCAGAGAAUACAUAUGAGUGAGGGUCCCUUUUCCUGUUCAGAGUGCGGAAAAUGUUUUUCUAAAAAAAAAGAAAGCCUUCGUAAACACCAGAGAAUUCAUGCGGGCGAGCAUCUCUUUUCCUGUAUGAAGCGUGGAAAAGGCUUUUCUGACCAGACAAACCUUCAUAGACACAAAAAAAAGUCACACUGA